This is a messenger RNA of Ficedula albicollis (Collared flycatcher), 3652 nucleotides long. It is a transcript of the gene GASK1A, whose product is annotated as family with sequence similarity 198 member A. NCBI's taxonomy places the organism in Eukaryota, Metazoa, Chordata, Aves, Passeriformes, Muscicapidae. Gene Ontology annotation, cellular component: Golgi apparatus. The transcript is spliced from 6 exons. The record is from RefSeq and is a predicted model, not a curated record. The coding region runs from base 84 to 1337 and encodes 417 amino acids.
ACCCGCCUGAGGAGGUGACGGAGUGCCGUGUCGCCCAGAGGCGGUGAAGCACAUGAGGAGGAGUGCGUCGGCUGCUGCGGGACAUGGCCCAGCGACCGUGGCGCAGGACGGGGAUGAAGCCGCCAGCCCCAGCAGCUCUGGGGGUGCUGCUGGCCCUGGCCCUGCUGGCUCUCAUCCACCUGCCCCCUCCCCCGGAGCACUCCCCGCUCCCGCUGCCGGCCUCGUCCCCCCCGGGGCCCCCCAGGGAGGCGGCUGCUCCCCCGGCUGCAGGACAAGCCCUCAGGAAAAGGCUCCCCAAGCCCCGCACGGGCCUGCGGCAGGAGCAGGGCCCUGGCCGCAGCAGGAGGGGCAUGGAGGGGGGCACUGCCCCAUGGCUCUCUGCUGACGACCUCCAGAAGAUGUGGCUGCUGUCCCGUGGGCAGGUGGUGUCCAAAGCCCGUGUCCCUGCCCACGGGCAGGUCAUGCGAGUGCGGCUGGGUGCCAAGGGGGAUGCCAGGGGAGAUGCCAAGGGGGACGUCUCGGCAGCCAGCCCGGAAGGAGACUGCCAGGACGGGCGCUGUGGGCUCAUCAAGCGGCCCGGGGACCUGUACGAGGUGCUGGCCUUCCACCUGGACCGGGUGCUGGGGCUGAACCGCAGCCUGCCCGCCGUGGCCCGGCGCUUCGGCAGCCGCCUCCUGCCCUACAGCUACACCGACGGCGCCCCGCGCCCCAUCGUCUGGUGGGCCCCUGACCUCCAGCACCUGGAGGAUGCCAACAACGACCAGAACUCCUGUGCCCUGGGAUGGCUGCAGUACCAGGAGAUGCUGAAGCCCCACAGACUGGUGGCCAGGGAUGCUCCCUGCUCCAGCAUCCCACACAGCGAGUGGAGCCGCCUGGCCCUCUUUGACUUUCUUCUCCAGGUUCAUGACCGCCUGGACCGCUACUGCUGUGGGUUUCAGCCUGAUCCCUCUGAGCCCUGCGUGGAGGAGAUGCUCCAUGAGAAGUGCCGGAAUCCAGCAGAGCUGGUCCUGGUACACAUCCUGGUCCGGAGGAGCGCUCCAUCCCGCCUGGUGUUCAUUGACAAUGCAGGCAGGCCACAGCACCCUGAGGAGAAGCUCAACUUCAGGCUCCUGCAAGGUAUAGAGAGCUUCCCUGCGGUGGCGGUGGCCACGCUGCGGUCAGGCAGGUUGCAGAGCCUGCUGCUGCGGUCCCUGCGCCUGGACCGGGAGCUCUGGGAGAGCCAGGGUGGUGCCGAGGGGCUGAGAGCCCUGCUCCAGACCAUCGACAGGCGGGCACAGAUCCUGCUCCGCCACAUCCAGGAGCACAACCUGACGGUGUUUGAGGACUCGCCGCGCUGAACCGACCACAGGGCCUGCCUCGCAGAUCCCAGCAGCCAUGGAUGCACCUCGUGCCCUCGGCAUGGACGCUGUGAGGCUCUGUGCCGGUGCUGGCUCUCCACAAGGUGCUUCCUCUCGUCUUAUAAGAUGAUCUGGAGAAGCAGAUGGAAUCACAGGGAGCAGGAAAGGUGGGGAGGAGAUGUCUUCUAAGACAACCCGCAACUGCUUGAGAAAGGCAACAGUGAUCAAGUUAGGACUGUUAUCCAUCUCAGCAUGGAUUUUCAAAGGAAGGGCACAUUUGUGAGGUUUUUUUGGGUGCCUUCAUUCACACGUACGCAAAUACACACACAGCAACUAUGAAAACUGGAGGCUUGGACAGUUGAACAAAGACCUUGGAAAGCGUUAAAGAAGCAGUGGAAGAAGUCACUGGCAUUUCCAUGACUUUCCAUGACUGGGCUUUUUGAUGAUGCCUUCACUACUUCCAAAACAUUCCAGACAGAGAGGUAGGGGGAAAGCAGAGGGGAGCUUUCUAAGUGGAUUAAACCAAGACAAGAUGCUAGAGCUGAACCUCUGCCUUUUCCCCUGCAGAAGAGGUGAUGUGUGCCUGGGAGUGAGGGUGAGCCACUGCCAGAAGCUGAGACUAGGCAGGACCUUGGAGCUCAGCAGCACUGGGCAGCAGCUGCGCUCACAUAGCCUAUGGUACCAUCCCCAUGAGAGCCACAUGCUCUGUCGCAUAUGCCAUGAUCCAUGCAUGUGCCUUGGCGGGCCUGGGCUGCUGCCAAUGCUCUCAAUGUUGGAUUUGAAGAUUUGAAUCUCUCAUUCACUCUUUCCCUUCACUGUCAGGGGAUUAAAGGCAAAACUACCCCACUUCUGAAAAACACUCCUGGCUGCUCUCUUGGGCAUGACUGCAUGUAACUCUUCCCCAGGCUUGCAGAAAUAUGUUUUAACAAAAAUGCCAAGCUGUUUUAGCAGAAGGCAGUCAAGUGCAAAAUGCUUUCUGAGCAUGCUGGCACCUCCGGCAGAGCCCAUCCUGUUCCUGUCACCCCUCAGGCUCUUGCCCAGCAGCCCACUCUGAUGAAGCACAGCAGCAUCCCAGUUAGGCAGGUCUUCAAGUGGCAGGGCUGAGAGAUAAUUCAAAAUCAAAAUUAACAGGAGGAAAAAAGAUGCAGGGAUGGGCUCCAUCAUUCCCCUCAGUGUGUUUCCCAGCUGAGGCAUGCCUGGAGCAGCCAGUUCCUGGCCUGUGGGUUUAUGGUUUGCCACCAGAAGGCUUUUUAAAGGUCUCCAUUUCUCCAGUGUUACAGACAGAGCAUCCGUGCUUCAGGCACUCCAAUUCACUUGAGCCUUUGGAAAGUCCCAGUGAGAUUGGCAUGGGUACCCAGCUGCACCAUGGUGCAGCUGUCACAUUGCAAUAGCUUGAGAACAAGGAGAACAAGGCCACCCAUGUAGUGGGAGAGGAAAAGCUGGGUAUGGAUACCUUCCCUGCUCCAUCCUUCUCAGCACUAUGUCAGUUUGAGAACCUGCAAAGGGAUGCUUUAACACCCAUGCUGAUAACACAGACAAUUACCUUUUUUUCCCCUUUUGCCUCUUGUUGAAGAGAGGAUGAAGUGAGAUGUGGGUGACAUGAAUCAACAAGCAAGGACGAGUGCUCUCAAGAAGCAUCAGCACUCAGCAUCACAGGCACAGCAGCAUCCAAAGUGCCAUCAGCUUGUUCCUGGAGUCCUGCCCUCCAAUUAACCAGGGAGAGCCUUUCCCCCAGCACUCUUCCACCUCGUGAAUUAUCACCCCAUUUGCUGUGCCAUGAUAUGGAUGACGGUCAUGGAAACCCUGCUAAAGCCUGAAUCAUGGGGAUUUAUUACUGGGAGGUGAGCUUAGCUUGUAAGCUUGAAAGAGAACAAAAUAACUCACCCUGGGUCUUAUGAAAAGCCAUACCCAGGCAUGGCUUUGUAAGAGUAAAGGAUACUAAAUGUAACAUAAUUAAAUCCAAAAAAUAUGCUGGGAAAAACUGUGAGGUAACAAGACCAUUAGGUAUGAUGUACAGCAUCAAUCAGGGUCUUUAUUUUUCUCAUUAAAGUGAGAAAUUUCAUUAAAGGAGAGGUUUUCUUCCCAUGUAAGCCAAGUUCUCAGUAAGAAUUAAGAGACAUGUGGGGGCUCUCUGCAGUGGCCAAAGCUGUGCUCAUUGCUGAGCUGCACCAGUAGCUUUUGCCUUACCUCUGAUUGCAUCUGCUUGACCUUAACAUUGCACAAGGUAGUGGUUUUUUCUUUUGCAUUUCUUUAGUUGUAAUGUGAGUUUGCUGGCUAAACACAUGUGGGAACAUCUGGAAGCAGUUGUACAUAUG